Messenger RNA from Gadus macrocephalus (Pacific cod), 8393 nucleotides. It is a transcript of the gene prex1, whose product is annotated as phosphatidylinositol-3,4,5-trisphosphate-dependent Rac exchange factor 1. Gene Ontology annotation, biological process: intracellular signal transduction. The record is from RefSeq and is a predicted model, not a curated record. NCBI's taxonomy places the organism in Eukaryota, Metazoa, Chordata, Actinopteri, Gadiformes, Gadidae. Gene Ontology annotation, molecular function: guanyl-nucleotide exchange factor activity; protein binding.
AUCCGAGCAGCAGAGAGCUUCACUCGACCCUGCAGCCUGCACCGCGGCGGCCGCUCGCAGCGCGUGCGUCAGACUACUUCACACUUCCCUCAGCGCGUGUAUCCAGACACAUCUCGCCCUGCCUCAGUCACCCUGCUUCUCUCGGAGAGGGCACGUGAGCAGUCUCCCUCGUUUCUCCACUGAUCUCCAGGCAUCGCGCGGCGUCUCAGCUCUGCGGGAGGUUGUGACUCGGACCCACGGGGUCAGCGCGUGUUGUGUUAUGUUCGGACUCUAAAGUUCGGGUCCCGAGGAGGGUUUUGCGUGACGCAGUGCGCAUGUCCAGCCGUUUGGAGGCUCCAUAAAGUUACCGCUGCAGCAUGGACUAAGGAGCCUGUCGCUUCGGGAGCGUGUGGACACUCUGACCCCCUGAGAGAGGUGUUCGAGAGGGACUACCAUGGAGGAGGAGGACGUGCACGUAGAGAACGGCUUCCACGCCAGCAGCAAGGAGUCGGACCGGCAGCAGCGGCUCCGGCUGUGCGUUUUAAACGAGAUUCUCAACACGGAGCGGGCUUACGUGAGGACCUUACUGUUCCUCCAGUCGGUGAGUAGACUGGCAUCUCAAGGAACUGCAGAGGAACCGGUCUCUCCCGCUCCGAGCGGCUUUCGAUGCACCGUGUCGGUGUCCCCGCCGUCGAUGUCGUUCGCCACGUUUUUGGCCGUUGUGUGUGCGUGUCGCGGUUGCUUUUUCCGUCUGGCAUCUUUUAAGGGAAGCUUCCUGCGUUUGUUUCCCCAGCACUGUAUGCUCCUGGGCGGGAAGAAAAGCACAGACAUCCCCCUGGAGGGGUACCUGCUCAACCCCAUCCAGAGGAUCUGCAAGUACCCCCUGCUCCUUAAGGAGCUCCUGAAGAGGACCCCCAAGAAGCACGUGGACUACCCGGCGGUGGAGGAGGCCCUGCAGACCAUGAAGGCGGUGUGCUCCAACAUCAACGAGACCAAGAGGCAGAUGGAGAAGCUGGAGGCCUUGGAGCAGCUGCAGUCCCACAUAGAGGGCUGGGAGGGGACCAACCUGACGGACAUCUCCACGGAGCUGCUUCUCCACGGCAACCUGCUGAAGAUCUCCGCCGGAAACAUCCAGGAGCGAGUCUUCUUCCUGUUCGACAACCUGCUGGUCUACUGCAAGAGGAAGUCCAGAGUCUCCGGGAAGAAGUCCACCAAGAGGACCAAGUCCCUCAGUGGGCCCCUGUACGUGUUCAGGGGCCGCAUCAACACAGAGGUGAUGGAGGUGGAGAACGUGGAGGACGGGACAGCGGACUACCACAGCAACAACUACACGGUGACCAACGGCUGGAAGAUCCACAACACGGCCAAGAACAAGUGGUUCGUGUGCAUGGCCAAGAACACAGAGGACAAGCAGAAGUGGCUGGACGCCAUCUUGAGAGAGCGGGAGCAGAGGGAGAGUCUGAAGCUGGGCAUGGAGAGGGAUGCGUACGUGAUGAUCGCGGAGAAGGGCGAGAAGCUCUACCACAUGAUGAUGAGCAAGAGCCGUCACUUGAUCAAGGACCGCCGCCGGAAGCUCAGCAUCGUGCCCAAGUGCUUCAUGGGAAAUGAGUUUGUGUCGUGGCUGCUGGAGAGCGGAGAGAUCAGUAAACCUGACGAGGGAGUGAACCUGGGCCAGGCGCUGCUGGAGAAUGGCAUCAUCCACCACGGUACUGCUCCUCUCUCCUCUCCUUCUUUCCUUUCCUCCUCUCCUCUCCUUUCUCGCCUCCUCUGCUUCUUUCCUCCUCUCCUCUCCUCCUCUCCACUCCUUCUCUCCUCUCCUUUUCUCCUCCUCCUCCUUUCCUCCUCUCCUUUCUCGCCUCCUCUGCUUCUUUCCGUCCUUCUCUCCUUCUCUCCCUCGCUCUUUCUGUUCUUUGUUCUCAGUUCUCCUGAACGAGAAAGGAGAACCGAGAACAAAGAAGGAAUUCUUUGUUCUCUGUUCUCCUUUCUCAUUCUCCUUCACCUUCUCUUGGUGAACUCUGUUUACUUAUUCAUUACUUUUCUCUUUCUUUCCUUCUUUCCGUCUUUGACUUUCAUUUGCGUUUUCUUUUUUCCGUUCUUCCGUUCGUUCUUUCGUUCCUCCUCUCUUUCUCUCUUUUCUUUCUCUCUCUCUUUCUUCCUUCAUCCUUUGCUCACUUUCUCUCCCUCACUCUUUAUUCAAACGUCCUCUCUUUUUCUUCCUGUCUUUCCCCCCACUUUCUUUCUUUGUUCUUUCCCUCUUUCGGUUGUUCUUCUGUGGUUUCAAAAUCGAAACCUUCUUUCGCUCAUCUGCACGGAAACACACGUGCAAGCCUCAACCCAUGCAACAAAACAAACACCUCUUCUGAGUCUGAGUCCGACCACAGAGACAACAAGCACCUCGCAGGAAACGGGCUGCGAGGGGAAACUGCUGACUUCCUGUCACUGCUAUUGUGCAAAAAGACAAAUGCAACUAACAGGCCCCCGCCCCUCUGCCCGCUCCCCCCACAGAGACCGGGACCACCAUCUCAAGACCUUCAGGUCUGUGGUGCCGGCGUACAAGCUGGUGGACUGGCUGCUCUCCCAGGGCGACUGCUCGACCCGGGAGGACGCGGUGAUGUUGGGGGUGGGACUCUGCAACAAUGGCUUCAUGCACCACGUUCUGGAGAAGAGCGAGUUCAAGGACGAGUCGCAGUUCUUCCGUUUCUAUGCCGACGAGGAGGCGGAGGGCACGGGGACCAAGAGCAAGCAGCUGCAGAGGAACGACUUCAAGCUCAUGGAGAACAUCCUGGCCAAGUCCCUGGUGAUCCACCCGGAAGAGGAGGACUACGGCUUUGAGAUCGAAGAGAAGAGCAAAUCCAUCGUGGUGAAGUCUGUCACCAAGGGCUCACACGCAGAGAUGGCGGGUCUCCAGGUGGGGAGGAAGAUCUUCACCAUCAACGAGGACCUGCUGCUGCUGCGUCCGUUCCCCGAGGUGGAGACCAUGGUCAACGCCUCCUUCUGCAUCCGCAGGUCCCUCCGCCUGCUGGUCGCCACCAAGGCCAAGGAGAUCCUGAAGAUCCCGGACCACCCGGAGACGCUGGCCUUCAGACUCUCUGGCUCCUCCCCCACUCACGUCCACGCCGUACGCAAAGGCUCCGAGGCGGCGGGGGCGGGGCUCCAGCCAGGUCAGGUGAUCCAGGUCAACGGGAGCAGCGUCAAUCACAGCGACCACCAGGAAGUCCUGGAUCACUUCAGCGCCCAGCACGCACAGCAGGAGACCCCCACACAGUGCCAGUGGGUGUACCGUGCGUUUGAGGACGUGGAGCCUCAGGGAGUGGAGGGUGAUGAAGAGGAAGAGGGAGGUGUCUUCAGGCCGCUGCUGAACGGCUCCAGCGGAGAGGAGAACGCCGGAACCAACGGGACAGGUGACGCGACUCACAACAACUCACUGACAGCCCCCCCCCCCACGGUGAGCCUCACCGUGGACAACGUGCCUGAGCAGGGCGUGGUCUACGAGUACGUCAGCACCGCCGGCAUCAAGAGCCACGUGCUGGAGAAGAUGGUGGAGCCCAAGGGCUGCUUCAGCCUGACCGCCAAGAUCCUGGAGGCGUUCGGCCGCGACGACGCCCGCUUCGUGCGCAACUGCAGCGCGCUCAUCUCCCAGAGCGAGCGCGUGGUCACCAUGUCGCAGUACGAGUUCCGGCAGAUCUGCGACACCAAGCUGGAGAGCCUGCAGCGCCGCAUCAUCAACUACCAGCAGUUUGCUGAGGAGCUGAGGAACAAGGCGUGGCCCUCGGUGAAGCCUGCGAGCGUGCACGUGGCGGGCGUGCCGGGCCACCCGCUGGGCUGCAUGGACUUCGUGCCGACCAACCUGCACGUGAACCUGAUGCAGGUGAGCUACGCCAAGAGCGCCGCCACCAGCACGGGCCGCGCCUUCAGCAUCCGCUUCGGACGCAAGAACUCCUUCUACGGCCUGGACCCCGACCAAGCCAACCUGAACCCGAUGUCCCACACCCAGCACUGCGUCACCAGCAUGGGGGCGCCGGCCUGGAACUGCACCGCCCCGGAGGGGGAGGAGCCGGAGCCCGAGGGGGUGGGGCCUGUGGAUGGGGAGGAGGGGCCCGGGGAGGGGAGGCGGGGCCUCCAGGGGGAGGGCGGGCUCAGCUUCCUCCUGAAGCAGGAGGACGUGGAGACGCAGGACGCGUACGUCCGUCUGUACAGCCGGCUGGACGCGGCGGUGCGGGAGAUGAGGCAGUACGUCGCCCAGAUCGACGUCCUGCUGUCCUCCAUCACGGAGCCCACCCAACCCCUGGGGGGCGAGGAGGGGGGCGGCGGGGGUCCGGUGAUCUGCGAGCCCUGCCCCGCCCCCCCGUUGUCUCCCUGCUGCGAGGAGGGCGUGGACCCGGACCGUACGGAGCACGGCGGCAUCAAGAGGGUCUGCUUCAAGGUGGAGGAGGAGGAGCAGGAGGACUCCGGCCACGACACCAUGAGCUACCGGGACUCCUACAGCGAGUGCAACAGCAACCGGGACUCCGUGCUGUCCUACACCAGCGUGCGCAGCAACAGCUCCUACCUGGGCAGCGACGAGAUGGGGUCGGGAGACGAGCUGCCCUGGGACAUGAGGAUCCCCUCAGACAAACAGGACAAGCUCCACGGCUGCCUGGAGCACCUCUUUAACCAGGUGGACUCCAUCAACAGCCUGCUCAAAGGACCGGUUAUGACCAAGGCCUGUGAAGAAACCAAGCACUUCCACCCUGACCACAGCCAGCCAGAGUUCCGGCACACGGAGGACUGGACGGUGCGUUGUCGCUGCGUGAUCCACAAGAACAUCCAGGAGGACCCGUGGAACCUGCCCAGCUCCAUCCGGACGCUGGUGGACAGCCUGCAGCGCUUCGUGGAAGACGGGAAGAACCAGCUGCUCCUGGCUCUCCUCAAGUGUACAGACACCUCCCUCCAGCUGAGGAGGGAUGUGAUCUUCUGCCAGGCCGCGGGUGCGGCGGUGCUAACGCUAGCUGAGCAGCUCCUCGCGGCGCUGCGCGCGCGCUACAACAACGCCGGGGAGUACCAGGAGGACAGCAAGGAGACCAGCCGGAAGUGGCUGGAGCAGGUGUCCGCCAUCGGGGUGCUGCUGCACUUCCAGAGCUCGCUGGCGCCCCACCUGAAGGAGGAGCGUACCAUGCUGGAGGACACUAAGGCCGCUCUGUUGGACCUGGACAAGCUCACCGUGUUCUUCAAGCAGACCCAAAACGAGUAUCUGGUGCCCAACACGCCCGUGUCCUACCAGGUGGACGGCGGUCGUCAGGCGCUGCGCGUCACCCUGCUGCUGGACAGCUGUCACUUCAGCGAGCUGCCCAGCCGUCUGCAGAACGGAGGCAGCCUCAAGCUGCACACCGUGCUGUUCACCCGCGCCCUGGAGCGUCCAGAGGGCUCGUCCCAGCAGGACUUUGUUGCCAUGGAGGAGUUCCAGCAGAGGACCAACGCGGUGUCCCUGGAGAGGGUCAAAGCCUACUACCGCAAACUCAGGGCUUUCUACCUGGAGAAGUCAAACCUGCAGACCGACUCCAACACCACCGCCAUGAAAAUCGACCAGAUACUGGGCCUGGAGGUCAGAGACCACCAGCCGAGCAUUUCCAAACUCCUGCGACCCCUGAACACGCUGGACGACCUGUGCCGCCUGAUGCAGUCCUACGUCAACGUGCGGCCCAGCGCGGGAGGCCACCCGUCGGGGGUCAGCGUGCUGAGCGUCUCCUCGGAGCUCUGCAACCGCCUGGGGGCGUGCCACGUCACCAUGUGCGCCACGGGCAUGCAGAGGUGCACCCUGAGCGUGACCCUGGAGCAGGCCAUGAUCCUGGCCCGCAACCACGGCCUCAUCCCCCGCUGCAUCAUGCAGACCAUGGACAUCAUGCGUAAACAGGGGACUCGGGUUGAGCUGUUUGCUAAAAACCUGAAGGUGAUGGACCAGAUGCCACCGUCAGCACCCAGGCUCUUCAGGUUGUGUUUGCCUCCGUCGGACGGAGAUCUCUAGGGACACAACAACAGCACAUCUACUCUGGACCUCUCACAACAAACAGGGAAGACCUCGAAGGACUCCAGCGGUUGAGGUCCUGAACGAAUGUGGAGAAGAGGAAGAGGAGGAGCCAAGGGGAGGAGGAGCCAGAGGGAGGAGCCAAGAGGAGGAGAUAGGGGAGGAGCCCAAGGGGGAGGAGCCAAGGGGAGGAGCUAGGGACAGAGUUUAUACCUCUGUGUUUCUGACCGGGAGACCGUGACGUUGACGACUAAAAACAAAUCCUUGUACUGGACGGUCCUCUGACCAUCCCAGGGACCAUUCCACCGUAGAAGAGGGAGAGCCUUUGUUGGGGUUAUCGAUUAACCCUCAGAACCAUCAGAACAGACACAGAGCUGGAGUGGAGCUUCACCACCUGCGUGUGUGAACACCUGUUGACACUGAAGAUCUCCACUUGAAAAAAACUCUUCUGUACCAGGGAUUUUUAUUGUAACAAAAAAAAGAAAAAACAGCUUGAAAAUAUGUCGAAGUCUUACAGGGGGGGGAAAGGAGGUCUUCGAGAAACGCAUCAAACAAUAAUAUGCUCGCAGCUGUCCAGGGCUGGCAUUACUGGAUUAACCAAACUACCUGCAUCCUCCACUCAUACCCCUAACACACGCUCACCGCAUGCUUACCGGCCCGCUGACUGCAAGGCACGGGGCGGUCACUUUCACUGUCUUGGGGGAGGAGGAGGGAGGGGGGGAGUGAGGGAGGGAGGGAGGGAGGGAGGGAGGGGAUGGUAUAUGAAGGGGUGAGGUUACGGGGGUGGAUGGCCAAGGGAGAGACGGACCCCCCCCCCAACAGGGCUAGAGAUCUCUAACAGGGGGGAUAUCUCUCCCUGUAUGUGUCCGAUUGCGAGUUGGGGGGGGGGGGGAAAUCAAAGUGUUGGAGGUAAGCCGGAUGAAGGGGUGGAGGAGGAUCGCAGGACGGGGAAGGGGUCUGCCCCCCCCCCCCCCCAACGCAUGUGGUCUCUGUGCAAUUACUGUAGAGGUAGUGUGCGUACUGUAUCACCACACUCGAUGAAGGAUAGUCUAUUUAUUGUAGCGGCGAAAAAAGAAGCGUCUUUUUAACCUCUCACUUAUAUCAGGUAUUAAAGAACUUAAAAAGCAUUCCAGCCUACGCCAUAAACAGUAUUUAAUGGACCAAUGGCAUGCCAUUCGUUUAUUUUAUUUUAUUUAGACUCGGCUACCUGUGUAUUUUUUUUUUUACUUUGUAUCGAUCACGGCGUUGAUUGAUUAUAGGAGAGCGGGUGCGAGCUGAGGUUUCAGGGAGCGCGAGGGAGGGCGUCCACGACGCACCAAUCAGGGGACAGAGAAAACCACGGCAGAGCUUGCAGCAGAGUUGUUUAUUUUUUCGUUGGCGUGUGCGGCCAAGUCUGAGUUACUGAAUCAUGUGUUUUAAAUUAUUAAUAUAUUGGUUUAUAGCGCUAGUACUGGUGUUUAUAGUGCGGACGUGGAGGACCGCGUCGGAGCUUUUCGUCUUCUUGCGUGACUCACAACAACAAGCUGUCUCGGAUCAGGAGCCGGUGGAAAAAAAGCACAAUUCAUCCAGCGAGUUCACAGCGCUGCCGGUGGGGGUGGAAAAAACAAAAAGACGGCCGGUGGCAGAGGCAGAAGGGACCAGUGACGACCGAGGGCAUAGACAUGUUAUUUUAAUAUGACAGAUUUAAAUUUUAUUGCCAGUGUAUAUACAAACUGUGUAACCACGACGGACAGAGUAGUAAAAUACAAAUAAGCCCAACUUAUGUCUUAAUGAGUAACGCUGUGAGCUAUACUGAAUACGUUUUAUUGGAGGGAUUAUUACAUAACUUAGAGGAUGUUUAAAACCUUCUGCUUUUUAUGAAAAAAAAUUAAAACACAGACUAGCGAGAGAAGAGUGCAGCUAUGGGGGUUUCUCUGCCUCCAUUUUGUGCUGGGAUUCCGCUGUCCCACUUCCCGCCAUUUUAUUUAUUUAUUGAAGCUCUGGAAUGCUAACAUUUAAAGUGUCUAACCCCCACGUGCUACUGCAGCCGCUAUAGACGCGUGACCUUAAACUCAACUUUUGCAUAUGAAAAACUGCCUAGUAUGUCUAUAAAACGACGGGGCCGUAGCGUCUUACAUUAGCUAAAUGCUCUUAAAAAGCGUCACUCUGAAGGGAAAAUGCAUCGGUCUUAAUCAUUUCUCGAGUAACAUUUUAAACGUGAUGUUUGCCUCCUGCAGAAUGAACAUGUCACUGACUAUACUCAUGUAUUGACCAUGUUUUAAUGUUGCCCAAAUGUACAUACUUUAUUUUACCAUUUUAUUUUGCCUGACAAUAACUGUACAAAAGAUUUUCUUCCCUCGCCUUUCUAAAAGUAUAAUUGUAAAUGGAAUCUUAACAAGCUAGUAAAUAAAAUGUUCUCAGUUCGAUAAUGCUA